AUGGCAGAGCUCACUGAUUCCCAGCUCAUGGCCGAGCUUGAGGAAUUUGAGGACGCGCAGGCGCCUGAUCAAUUGCAGACUGAGGUCAACGAAACCGCAAAGGCUGAGCCUGAAAAACAGAAGGUCGAUCCUGACAGCGAGAAUAUGACGCCGGCAGCCAAUGCUGCAUCAGCCGGAGCCUCCACACACGCUGCCAAGCUGACUGUCACCAAGAAGUCCACUACAAGUCCAGCACCGCCUGCUGAUGCAUCUACUCCCAAGCCCUCCAAGAAAAUUCAGGCGAGGGUCACACCUGACGAUGGAGAUGAUGCGGAUCAGGCAUCUGCUGUUGCAGACAAAGAUGCUACUGGAAAAGAACAGGCUGGCAAGGGUGAUGGUGGCAAGGCAAAUGGUGACAAGAAGAAGAAGUCUGCCACUCCUGCAAGAUCAAAGGCAGCUGGCCAGCAGAAGAAGGAUGCAGAUGGCAGCAACACAAAAGUGAAGCGAGCGAGGAGUGCCUACAUCUUCUUUGGGGCUGAGAAGCGGGCAGCUGUCAAAGCUGAGAACCCAACCUUGAGCUUUGGAGAACUCACAAAGAAGUUGGGUGAGAUGUGGAAAGGAAUCUCAGACGCUGAGAAGGCACCCUAUGAGGCCAUGGCCAGUGAAGACAAGAAUCGUGCGGGCACCGAGCGCGCAGAAGCCAAGGCAGAAGCCAAGCUCUUCUGUGACCGCCACCGCCAGCAGAUAAAGGAUGAGAACGCAGAUGCUGGAUUUGGAGAGAUCACCAGAAAGCUAGCCGCUGCUUGGAAAGAGAUCACCGAGGAGGACAAGGCAAAUUACAACAAGCAGCACGAGGCACACCCGGCUGAGACCAUUGUUGCAGAGACCUACCAUGCCAAGUACCUCGUCAAGCGCAAGGGUCUGGACUUCUCUGCCUGCGGCCUGGUUGAUGCAAGGGCGGCAAAGCGACAGCGCAUGCUGGUACCAGACGAUGGCGACAAGACUGAGAGCUCAGCCUGCCACGUGACUGUGGCCAUGAUGGAUGAAUGGGAUGCCUUCAACCGCUCCUUCCGCUGUGCUGUGCAUGCACACUCUGACAGCGGCGAGCUGGAUCUGGGUGAUGCUCCCUCGCAUCCUUUCAGUGCAGUGGACAUCUUCAAUCUGCUGUUGCUGCACCUUGGCAUCAUGCGCGAGCCAGACUUCCCUCUGAGCAAGGCUGUCAAGAACAAAGAUGUGAUGAUCAAGGUUCCCAUGCUGGAGAUCUCCAAGGCUGUGCAGCGCGUGGCUGCUGUGGAGCGCAGGGCAGCGCAGGAGGCUGUGGCUGCAGCAGCGGCUGAGAGGGAGCAGCGCACAAAGGCCGAGGAAGCACUGGCUGCCCAGCAGCAGGAGACGCUGCAGCUCAGGGCACUCCUGAAGGAGCACAGCAUUGCCUUUGAGAAGGGAGGCCAGGCUGCUAGGGCGGAGGAGUAA
Molecule: messenger RNA, 1449 nt
Organism: Coccomyxa subellipsoidea C-169
Lineage: Eukaryota; Viridiplantae; Chlorophyta; Trebouxiophyceae; Coccomyxaceae
Exons: 13
Coding region: 1-1449 (482 amino acids)
Molecular function (GO): DNA binding, bending
Source: RefSeq, a predicted model, not a curated record